GGGGCAGAGCCAAGAGGCGCGGCGGCGGCGGCGGCGGAGGAGGAGGAGGAGAAGGCGGAGGAUGCGGGGGGCUGCGGGCGGCGGCGCGGCCCUGUCCGCAGUGAAGCCCGCGGCGCCCGAGGUGCAGGGAGUGGCCGUCGCCUCCUGCGCACAUCAUUCCUGAGAUGGCGGCGGCGGCGGCGCGGCGGCUCGGAGAGCCCGGGAGAGGCCAGCCGGGCGCGGGCUGAUCCCGGCCGGCCGGGAGCUCGCCGGAGGGCCCGCGCGGCGGCGGAACCCGGGCGCGGAGGUUUGGGGGACGGCGAGGCCGGGAGCGGCCCCGGAGCGGAGCGCACGGCCCGGGGAGGCCGCGAUGGCGAACGCUAGCGAGCCGGGCGGCGGCGGCGGCGGCGAGGCGGCCGCCCUGGGCCUGAAGCUGGCCACGCUCAGCCUGCUGCUGUGCGUGAGCCUGGCGGGCAACGUGCUGUUCGCGCUGCUCAUCGUGCGGGAGCGCAGCCUGCACCGCGCCCCGUACUACCUGCUGCUCGACCUGUGCCUGGCCGACGGGCUGCGCGCGCUCGCCUGCCUCCCGGCCGUCAUGCUGGCGGCGCGGCGUGCGGCCGCCGCGGCGGGGGCGCCGCCGGGCGCGCUGGGCUGCAAGCUGCUCGCCUUCCUGGCCGCGCUCUUCUGCUUCCACGCCGCCUUCCUGCUGCUCGGCGUGGGCGUCACCCGCUACCUGGCCAUCGCGCACCACCGCUUCUACGCCGAGCGCCUGGCGGGCUGGCCGUGCGCCGCCAUGCUGGUGUGCGCCGCCUGGGCGCUGGCGCUGGCCGCGGCCUUCCCGCCCGUGCUGGACGGCGGCGGCGACGACGAGGACGCGCCGUGCGCCCUGGAGCAGCGGCCCGACGGCGCCCCCGGCGCGCUCGGCUUCCUGCUGCUGCUGGCCGUGGUCGUGGGCGCCACGCACCUCGUCUACCUCCGCCUGCUCUUCUUCAUCCACGACCGCCGCAAGAUGCGGCCCGCGCGCCUCGUGCCCGCCGUCAGCCACGACUGGACCUUCCACGGCCCCGGCGCCACCGGCCAGGCGGCCGCCAACUGGACGGCGGGCUUCGGCCGCGGGCCCACGCCGCCGGCGCUCGUGGGCAUCCGGCCGGCGGGGCCCGGCCGCGGCGCGCGCCGCCUCCUCGUGCUCGAGGAGUUCAAGACGGAGAAGAGGCUGUGCAAGAUGUUCUACGCCGUCACCCUGCUCUUCCUGCUGCUCUGGGGGCCCUACGUCGUGGCCAGUUACCUGCGGGUCUUGGUGCGGCCCGGCGCCGUCCCCCAGGCCUACCUGACGGCCUCCGUGUGGCUGACCUUCGCCCAGGCCGGCAUCAACCCUGUUGUGUGCUUCCUCUUCAACAGGGAGCUGAGGGACUGCUUCAGGGCCCAGUUCCCCUGCUGCCAGAGCCCCCAGACCACCCAGGCCUCCCUCCCCUGCGACUUGAAAGGCAUCGGCUUAUGAGGGGCUCUCGAGCCACGGACGCCCCACCCGGCCUUUCCCUUUGGCUCGGACAGUGACGUCGUCCCUCCCCUUGCGGCCCCCUUGUUGAUUUUCUAAGCUGCCUUCGAGAUGACUCUCCAAGUGGAUCAGCACUUGGGCUCUACAGAGAGACUACUUUUUCGAGGGGGAGGGAUGGGUUUCGAUGUUCCAGCCCCACCCCAGCUCCGUGCAUUUGUCCUAAGUGUAUUUUCAUCCUGACAAUAGGCCUUGGAGUCUUUGUACUGGUACUGACUGACGUCUUUUAUUCUAUGUGUUUUUCUUUCUUUCUUUUUUUAAUACAGGCUAAACUAAUUUUCUUCAUGCAACGUUUCCUAAAGACCAUGGCCAGUUUUCUACAGAAGCUAUUUUUGACAACCUCAAGUGGCAUUACAUUUUGCAGUGAAGUAGAGGAACCUAGGGGGACUUCACAAGUUUGACUUCUUGAGGGUCUUCUGUUGGAAGCAGGAGAAAGAGGGAGAAAUUGUCUUAAGUUCCCUCUGAGUUGCCAGCCGGCCGUGGGGUCCGUUGCGCUGCCCUGGCUCGUUGAAAGGGUUGAAAACUUUGUUCGGUAUUGAUAAUGAAUUUAAAGAGCAGAAACGGGAAUGUAAAGUUGCAAGGCGGUGUUUGUAAGCAGUAACAAGUAAUGGGAUUUGUUUCCUACCUUACUUUCUACUACUAGAAAAUACACAUCAGCUACAACUGCUCUCUGUAUUAUACCAAUCUUGAGUGGAAACAUUUCUGUAAAAUUGUAACUUUUAAAAGAGUAAAAAGUGUUUUGGUUAGUGAUGGUGUGGAGAAAAUACAGUAUUGCAUGUUUUUGUGCUGAUUGUGGCUCACGGAUUGGAAAGGCUCUGAGAAGCAGAGUACGAAAUCAGAAUUGCUUAGGUAUUUUUUGCCAAUAAAGAUUAAAAUACGUUUAGGGAAGCAGCUUGUGCUUUGAGAAGCCCAGUUUUAUUCUGUCUUAUGAAACGAAUUUCCACUUUGAAAAUGGUUCUUCUUUUGUUCAUGGUAUAAAAGAAUGGAACAUAAUGAUACUCUACUUCUACAAGACAAAGCAUUUCCUUAAAAUGUUUGCUAGGUUAAGCUGUGCUGUUCAUCUGAUGGAUAUUUUAAAUUAAUAAUGACAACCAUAAUUUUAAAUACUUGUUAGACAUAUUGUAAUCUUAAAUGGAAAGACUAAAUUCUGCAAGUACUGUAUAAUAUUUUUUGCUUAUAAUGCUACAUUUUUAUUAAUGUACCUUACGUUUUGAGGAUUUAUAUCUGUAUUUCUCUUUGCAUUAUACAAAUAUACCAGUAUUUUCAUUCUGGAGUGGUUUCUUGUUGCUGUUGCCUGAGGCUGUGACUGGUGGUAAGACACUUCUAAAUAUGAUAUUCAUGUUCCAUUAGCCUUUUGUGCAUGCCUAUUUGGUUGACCAUCAGCAUAUUUAAGACAUUUAGAGUCUUGUUAACUUAAAAUGCAAGAUAAAAAUCUGCAAAUCUUCUCUUUAAAGAAACAGUAGAUGUAUAUACUGCUUUUAUAACUUUUUUAAUGAACAUACAAAACACGAGAGUGAGCAUUUUGAUAAAAAUAACUAAAUAAGGUGCAGUAAAUAUCUUGAAGUUUACUAUAAUUGAGCAUAAUAUGAAGUGUUUAGUCCCAGAGGCAUAAGCCAAAAUAAAGGGGUGGCCAGUUUAUCUCUGACAAAGGCAUUGUUUUGUCUGUAGCAGACAGUCUGUGAAGAUGGUCUCAUAUUUGGAAAAUAUUAAAUAUCACCCUAUUUCUUCCCAGAUCAUGAGACCAGAUAAAUAUUAAUUCUCCAAGAGCAGCUUGUCAGAAAUCUCAGCUAACCUGAAGACAGAGAGGCGGGGAAGUAAAUCUCAUCUUAAACCACCCCCCUCCCCCAUUCUAGUGAUCCAUGUUAAAAAAAAAAAAAAAAAGAAGAAGAAGUCUCUAAGCCAAUGUGAUUUUCAGAGUAUUUAACACCUGGCAUGGCUCAGAGAACAAGUCAUCUGACUCCUGAACACAUCCAGCCUUACACAGCAGCCUGUCGGAACAACCCGUGGGCCCUAUAUAUAUGGCUUUGAGUUCAUGGAUAUUUUUUUCAUAGGAGAAUCCAUAAGCCAGUGAUCCUCAAAUUUUAAUAUUCAUUAUAAUUACAUGAAGUGCUUGCAGAGUCCAGAGAUUUCGUAUUAGGAGGGGUUGAGGUUGGACCCAAGAAAGGAUAUCCUUAAGAGGUACCCCAGUUGGCCGGAGAGAGACCAAUAGGUCUUUGUGUUCAGACAUAAGAUCUAUUUUAGAUGCCAUGUCUAUAAACUCGGUUAUCUGGUUUUGGUUUUGUUGUGUUUUAUUCUGAUUAGAUGGAUGAUUUCUAAUGAGAGUUCAGGUGAAGAGUAAUGAGAAAUGACAGCCAACUGUAAAGGGAACAGAAGAACAAAGAGAGGCAGAGAAAUGAGCUAUCUAUGGGAAUAGUGUGUAGAGGCAAAACGCCCCUCACACCUCCACAGCUUUUUGGAUCAAUGACUCUAUUAACAUGUACUUUGAUUGCUAAUUAUAUUAAUAAAACAUCAUCAAGAAAAA
Lutra lutra (Eurasian river otter) is the source of this 4052-nucleotide messenger RNA. RefSeq names its product G protein-coupled receptor 27 (gene GPR27). Gene Ontology annotation, cellular component: plasma membrane. Gene Ontology annotation, molecular function: G protein-coupled receptor activity. NCBI's taxonomy places the organism in Eukaryota, Metazoa, Chordata, Mammalia, Carnivora, Mustelidae. The record is from RefSeq and is a predicted model, not a curated record. Bases 350 to 1477 code for a protein of 375 amino acids. Gene Ontology annotation, biological process: G protein-coupled receptor signaling pathway. The transcript has a single exon.